Molecule: messenger RNA, 378 nt
Organism: Thamnophis sirtalis
Lineage: Eukaryota; Metazoa; Chordata; Lepidosauria; Squamata; Natricidae
Source: RefSeq, a predicted model, not a curated record
UCCAUAGAGCAAUGGUCUUCAGCAGGUUUAGACCUCUGAGAGAUGAGAGGUCACCAUUGUCCAAACCCAAGGGUAUCCACCAUGAAUGAACCAGCUUGUAGUGGAAAUGGGCAAGACUUUGAUGUAUUUAGUGUAAUGGACUGGAAGGACGGAAUUGGUACCUUGCCUGGAAGUGAUUUGAAGUUUUGUGUGAAUGAAUUUGGAGCUCUAGAAGUAAUCACUGAUGUAACAGAGAUGGAAAGUGUUAAGAAGGCUACAGCUACCACAACUUGGAUGGUGCCAACUGUCCAAGAAGAAAAGAAUAUUGAAGGAAAGCAAGUAGGCAACAGUAAAAUGUUUGGAUUCAGUAAUACUAUGGUAUCUUUGCUGAUUUCAUAA